Messenger RNA from Styela clava, 1989 nucleotides. Its product is annotated as cytosolic Fe-S cluster assembly factor nubp1-B-like. Gene Ontology annotation, cellular component: cytosol. The record is from RefSeq and is a predicted model, not a curated record. NCBI's taxonomy places the organism in Eukaryota, Metazoa, Chordata, Ascidiacea, Stolidobranchia, Styelidae. Gene Ontology annotation, molecular function: ATP-dependent FeS chaperone activity; ATP binding; 4 iron, 4 sulfur cluster binding. Gene Ontology annotation, biological process: iron-sulfur cluster assembly.
GAUCUGCUUAUCAAAUUAUCUUGCCUUCAGCUGAUUGUGGUGUGAUUGGAUUUUUUAAGUUACACCUUGCAGUUGCAUGUGCACACUGCGUUUCUUUCCAACAUGACGUCAUUUUUUGUGCGAUUGCUAGCUUAUUUAGCGAUAUAGACAUGUGAUUUGAUGUGAACUUAUGUCAUCAGUAUCUUUUUUAGUUGAGCCCAAUGGAUCUGACAAAUUUACUAAAAAAGUAAUGUACCGGUACCGUACCACUACCAUUCAACUGCCAUAUUUUUAAAUUUUCAUUUAGUAAACAGGCUCUCUCUAGGCUUACCGUUACCUGUAUUUCUUGUGAAUUUUUGAACAUAAAUUUUACACUCUUCCCUAGUCUUCUAUGUAUCUUUUUUUGUUUGUCCUUCUUUCUUUCUCUUGCUUGAACAAAAACUAUAUUUCUGUAUUCAUUCAGUCAUUGCUGUUUAGUAUUCACAUAGCCUAUCUUCAAAUCAUUUUAGCAUCCUGUUCCGGUAGUUACUUGGCAAACUAAAUAUUUUUCAAUAUAUGAUGGCUGAUGUACCAGAUGAUGCACCAAAUCAUUGUCCUGGUACAGAAAGUCAAAAUGCUGGUAAAUCCGCAGCAUGUGCUGGGUGUCCUAACCAAAGCAUCUGUGCUUCGUCAGUUCCAAAGCCACCUGAUCCAGACAUAGAUGUGAUAAAGGAAAGACUGGAACCAGUCAAACACAAAUUGCUCAUUUUAUCGGGGAAAGGUGGAGUAGGGAAAACCACUGUCACAUCACAUUUAGCCUAUAGUUUUGCAAAAAAUGAAGAAAAUCAAAUUGGAGUGUUGGACAUUGACAUCUGUGGACCUUCAAUACCAGUGGUAAUGGGUCUGUCAGGGGAACAAGUUCACAAUAGUGGUUCCGGUUGGUCUCCUGUUUAUGUUCAAGACAAUUUGGCUGUGAUGUCAGCGGGGUUCCUUCUGUCAAGUCCGAAGGAUGCAGUGAUAUGGAGAGGACCAAAGAAGAAUGGACUAAUCAAACAAUUUUUACGAGAUGUAGAUUGGGAGGAAACUGACUACUUGUUGGUGGAUACUCCUCCAGGAACCUCUGAUGAACAUCUCUCAAUUGUUCAAUAUCUAAAAAAGGCAGGAGUGGAUGGUGCUGUCAUUGUUACUACACCACAGGAAGUGGCUCUAGCAGAUGUUCGAAAAGAAAUCAAUUUUUGUAGAAAAGUAAACGUUCCAAUUGUUGGGGUCAUUGAAAAUAUGAGUUGGUUUGUGUGUCCGAAAUGCACCAAAACAUCACAUAUAUUUCCUCCCACCACAGGUGGUGCUGAAAGCUUAUCGAAAUCGAUGAAUGUGAAUCUCCUUGGCAAAAUCCCAUUAGAUCCAAGAAUUGCCAAAUGCUGCGAUGAAGGAAAAUCUUUUCUUGAUGAAUUACCAGACUCUCCAGCCACCAAAGCUUAUUUAGAGAUAGCGGAUAAAAUUAAAACCUUUUGUAAAGAUACGAAGUUGAACAUGUGAAAUAUUAUUCAAUCUACAUCAUUAUUUUGGUAUUGUUGGUGUCUUUGCCUUCCUUGAACGUGAAGAAUCCUGACCAGUUGUGACAUAGUAUUCAGAUGCCUAUAAAAACCAGAAAUCACUUCCCAUUAUUUUGGUGAAAUUAAGCUGAGCCUGUUAUUGUUGCCUUUUUGAAGCAGCUAAAUCUAAAGUGAUGCUCGCUUUCAUUGAAGCAGUUGUCAUAUCCAAAUACAUGCUUUUACUGUAAGAAUCUGGUAGCAGCUUUAGCUAUUAAUAAAAUUGAAAGAAAAUGCGCGUGGACUUCACAAAAAUCUGUUUGCCUGAAUAGGCACCGUCCAUCUUUGUAUUCAUGCUAAAACACACGUCUGACCUGUCCUGCAGCUGUUGAUGUAGUUAUUGCAAAAGCUCUUGUUUGAUUUGUUCAUGCAUUUAUAUUAGCAAUACAUAAACAUUAUUUCCACAUGAACUAUUAUAAAUAAGCAAAAAUCUUUCAUUGUA